AAGAGUUAUCUUUCAUGCGAGUUUGUUAUUAUACUUCGAAGAUGGCGACUUCCUGAAGUGUGCAUGUUUAUAAAGUCGCGUAAUAUAUGACUACUACAAUGUUUGCCCAGCUAGUUAUUGGACCACCUGGUUCUGGCAAAACCACCUACUGCCGUGGAAUGAGUGAAUUCAUGCGAAAUUUGGGACGGAAGGUGUCAAUCAUAAACCUUGAUCCUGCCAACGACCACAUUCCUUACACACCAGAUAUCAAUAUCUCAGAACUGAUUACUCUUGAGGAAGUGAUGGAGAAUCUGAAACUUGGCCCAAAUGGAGGACUCAUAUAUUGCAUGGAAUACCUUGAUAAAAAUCUAGAUUGGCUGGUUAAUAAACUAAAACUCAUCCCCAAAGACCACUACAUUAUGUUUGAUUGUCCUGGACAAGUUGAACUCUACACUCACCACAAUGCAGUCCACAACAUUGUUGAAGCCUUACAGAAACUUGACUAUAGACUUGUAGCUGUACAUUUAGUAGAUGCACACUACUGCAGUGAUACAGGCAAAUUCAUUUCAGUUUUACUCACCUCUUUAAUCACAAUGCUCCAAGUUAGUCUCCCUCAUGUGAACGUCCUCUCAAAAGCUGAUCUCAUUCAAAAGUAUGGUAAACUUGCCUUUAAUCUUGAUUUCUAUACAGAUGUUUUAGACUUGAACUAUUUACUGGAGCGUCUGCAGGAUGAUGAGAUCUUCAGAAAAUACAAGAAAAUGAAUGCUGCCAUGGUUGGCAUCAUAGAGGACUACAGUCUGGUCUCUUUUGUGGCCCUCAACAUUACACAAAACAGUAGCCUGCUGCGCGUCCUGCAGACUGUGGAUAAAGCUGUCGGAUAUAUGUUUGGUGACACGGAAGAGCGAAAUAUCCAGUCAUUACUCUCAUGUGCCAUCGGGGCUGAAUUCGAAUAUGAGAAAAUCAAAGACAUUCAAGAACGCUAUGUCGAUAAUAACGCUGAUGAUAAUGUGGAAACAGAAAUGGAAACCAGCAAAUAAUAAAAUUUUAAAAAAGCUUCAACGAAAAAAAGGAAACUCAUAUUCUCACCCUCUCUCUCUCUCUCUCUCUCUCAUAUGAUAAAAACUCGAGUAACAGUAAAAUCUAAUCACUACUUGGUUGCGGUAAUCCACUAUACCCACCUCCCAUGUGUAUUCUCGUGUUAUGUCAGAAUUUUGUAUUAAAAUCUAAUGCAUAGUUUUA
Molecule: messenger RNA, 1218 nt
Organism: Octopus sinensis (East Asian common octopus)
Lineage: Eukaryota; Metazoa; Mollusca; Cephalopoda; Octopoda; Octopodidae
Product: GPN-loop GTPase 2
Exons: 4
Coding region: 87-1016 (309 amino acids)
Cellular component (GO): cytoplasm
Molecular function (GO): GTPase activity
Source: RefSeq, a predicted model, not a curated record